CCCCUCCACUUUCCUCGAAAUUGCAACUCCCACCUCAACUAUAAACUUCGGUUCGACAGUUCGGCACUCGACAAUCUCGCAGAGAGAGUGAAGCUGAGAUUGCAAUUUGCAAAUAUCCCCUCGAGAAAUCAUAAUUUGUUUUUCACUCCCUAAUCCCCCUCCAGUCCACCGCCCGCGAUGAGCGCCGCCGCGGAGGGGAGGCCGCCGGCGGCGGCGGCGGCGGGUGAGAUGGUGCGGGAGGCCACCGCGUGGUGCGCGCUGCACGGGCUCGUCGUCGGCGACCGCGCCGACCCUGUAACGCCUCUUCUCCUCCUAAUUUGGUUUCACAAAUCGCAAGCGCCUCCCUCUCGCCUCCAUGGAGAGCGAUCUGGAACAGUCCCCGGCGUUGGUUUGGUUCAUGCUCCUUUCUCUCUGCUCCCAACGCAUCUUCCAGAAUCUCAUUGGAGGCAGGCGUGCGAGUUGGCUCCUAUUUUUAACGAGCUUGUGGAUCGUGUUAGCUUGGACGGGGACUUCUUGCAAGAUUCUUUGUCUAAAACAAAGCAAGUUGACGAUUUCACUUCUAGGCUGUUAGAGAUUCAUAGGAAGAUGAUGGAAAUAAAUAAGGAGGAGAAUAUCCGGUUGGGGUUGCAUCGGUCAGACUAUAUGCUUGAUUCAGAGACCAAUUCUCUUCUUCAAAUAGAGCUCAACACUAUUUCAGCAUCUUUCCCUGGGCUUGGUUCCUUAGUAAGUGAGCUUCACAGGACCUUAAUUGAUCAGUAUGGACACUUAUUUUGUCUAGACUCCAAGAGGGUUCCUGGAAAUGAGGCAAGCAGUCAAUUUGCUAAAGCAUUGGCCAGAGCAUGGGAUGAGUUUAAUGUUGACAGUGCUGUAAUUAUGAUGAUUGUUCAGCCCGAAGAAAGAAAUAUGUAUGACCAGUACUGGCUCGCCAAACAUUUGAAGGAAUCACAUGGCAUAACGACUAUCAGGAAAACUUUGUCAGAGGUAGAGGCUGAAGGCCACGUUCUCCCAGAUGGAACACUUGUCAUAGAUGGCAAGACAGUUUCUGUGGUGUACUUCAGAGCUGGCUAUACACCAAAUGAUUAUCCUUCAGAAGCAGAAUGGGCUGCAAGGCUAUUGCUGGAACAAUCAUCUGCUGUAAAGUGCCCUUCGAUAUCAUACCAUUUAGUGGGGACCAAGAAGAUUCAACAAGAAUUAGCAAGACCUAAUGUUCUUGAAAGGUUUCUUGAAAACAAGGAGGAAAUCACAAAGAUCCGUAAAUGCUUUGCAGGACUAUGGAGCUUGGAUGAUGAAGAGAUUGUGAAAUCCGCAAUCCAAAAACCCGAGUUGUUUGUCUUGAAGCCCCAACGUGAAGGCGGAGGGAACAACAUAUACGGUAUUGAUGUACGAGAGACUUUGAUCAGACUCCAGAAGGAAGGAGGGGAUGCGCUUGCAGCCUACAUACUGAUGCAAAGAAUCUUCCCAAAAGCCUCUCUCUCUAAUCUGGUUCGUGGUGGUGUUUGCCAUGAGGCCCUCACAAUAUCUGAGCUUGGAAUUUAUGGUGCUUACUUGCGGAACAAUGAUAAGGUGGUUAUGAAUGAACAGAGUGGUUACUUGAUGCGGACAAAAGUUUCAUCGUCAGAUGAAGGUGGCGUUGCUGCAGGAUUUGCUGUUUUGGAUAGUUUGUACUUAACCGACAAGGCGAUGUAGACAUGAUUGUUGAACAUUUUCUCAGAUUUAGCCUGCUCAUUUCUGAUGGACAGCAAAUUCCAAAACAAGAACACAUUGUAUCGUGUUUCAAGUGUACUAUAUGCUUGAAGCUGAGGAGCAUUAUAGGCUUAUAGCUUCUCAUCUGAUUAUUUCCUUGGGACGUUAUGAUAAUUAUCCCUAUUUAUGCUCCCGAUAUGUAAUUUUGUACUACAAGGUGGUGUCUUCAGUUGGCAGUUUACUUUAGAUGUGGUGUUUGCAGUUUUUGAAUGGCAAUCCCAGUGAUGUUCUGCUGUCUA
This is a messenger RNA of Oryza sativa Japonica Group (Japanese rice), 1982 nucleotides long. The record is from RefSeq and is a predicted model, not a curated record. Lineage: Eukaryota; Viridiplantae; Streptophyta; Magnoliopsida; Poales; Poaceae.